Cladophialophora yegresii CBS 114405 is the source of this 1215-nucleotide messenger RNA. RefSeq lists its product as uncharacterized. NCBI's taxonomy places the organism in Eukaryota, Fungi, Ascomycota, Eurotiomycetes, Chaetothyriales, Herpotrichiellaceae. Gene Ontology annotation, biological process: mitochondrion organization. Bases 1 to 1215 code for a protein of 404 amino acids. The record is from RefSeq and is a predicted model, not a curated record. The transcript has a single exon. Gene Ontology annotation, cellular component: SAM complex.
AUGGUGCUUGAGCUGCACGUCUGGGGACCAGCUUUCGAGCUGCCCUCUCUUGAUGCACAAUGCCUGGCUGCAAUCCUCUACGUGCGCAGCUGUUUCCAGAACCGGGACUGGGUGCUUGUCCCGUCAAGCAACCCGCGCGUCAGUCCACUUGGAGAACUCCCUGCCCUGCUUGACGGUGAUGUCUGGGUUGCUGGGUAUCUCAACAUCAUCAACUAUCUGCGCGAUGUCUCCGGUGGCAAAUGGGACCUCAACCAAGGGCUCGACGCCCAACAGCAAGCCGACAAGGCGGCAUUAACAGCCUUCAUCAUUUCUCGUGGCCAACCACUCCUCGACCUGAGCCUCUAUGUCAGCAGCGACAACUACCACAAUUGCACCCGACCCGCAUUGGCAACUAUGCUGGCGUGGCCGAACAGCUGGACCAUGCCACAUCGACUGCGUGAACAAGCAAAGAAACGAUCCGAACACCUGGGCUUGAGCAGUUUAGACGUGGACACGGCGCAAGAGGAGGAGGCCAAGAAGGAAAACUUGGGCUUGACUGCUCAUAUACCUAAAUCUCUUCGGAAACCAAAACAGACAGUCUCUGGUCUACUUGGUCGAAACCAGCAGAAGAACCGUUUUCGCUUGGACGCAGUCACGGAUGAUUUCUUCGAUCCACUAAGCGAAAUGCUGGGCGAGAAGACAUCGCUGCUUGGUGGCCCUACAAGUAGUGCCGACUGUCUGGCGAUCGGCUAUUUGGCGCUUAUGCAGAAACCCCAGCUGCAGCAUGGGUGGUUGAGCGAGUCCCUCCGGACGAAGCAUAAAAGGUUGGAUGAGUGGGCACGAAGGCAGGCCGCUGAGCCAUUCGGCACGUCCACUAGUAAAUUACAAACGUUGCCAUGGGAAGCGUGUGCUCCGAGAAGCGGUCCACAAAUUUGCCACGAGGUUCUGGAAGGAUGUAUUGGCUCCUUACCCGUCGUCGGAUCUUACCUCUCGGUAUCGGAGAUCUCGUACCUGCAUGCAACAGAUCGUGGUCGAUAUAGAGAGAAACACUUUCAAGUGGCCCGGUUGCAGCGAGGGCAAGACGUCUACAUUGACAUCCUCACAGCCACUUUGGCGUCGGCAGGGCUAAUCUCGUGGUUGAUAUAUGAAGGCAUGCUACGGUUUCCUCGAUGGAGCCGACCAACGCCUAGCCAAAGACGAUUUGGCGAGGCUGGAGCUCUUCUCGGCCUGAGCUGA